Molecule: messenger RNA, 536 nt
Organism: Maniola jurtina (meadow brown)
Lineage: Eukaryota; Metazoa; Arthropoda; Insecta; Lepidoptera; Nymphalidae
Exons: 1
Coding region: 1-423 (140 amino acids)
Source: RefSeq, a predicted model, not a curated record
AUGGAGGAUUGGCUGGGGCGCCAACAUGGCGUCCUAACCUUCCGGCUGACGCAGAUACUUACCGGACAUGGUUGUUUCGGUAGGUAUCUGCAUCGCAUAGGUCGGGAGCAAUCGCCCGAUUGCCACCACUGUGAGGACCGCCUUGAGGACACGGCGCAGCACACCCUGGAGGAGUGCCAAGCUUGGGCAGAACAGCGCCGUACACUCGAUGCGGCAGUUGGUGUUGGUGGUCUCUCGCUCCCAAACAUCGUGCAAGCGAUGGUUCGGAGUGAAACAGCGUGGAGUGCCGCUGCCUCCUUUUGCGAGGAGGUGAUGUCUGCAAAAGAGGCGGCGGAACGUGAGAGGGAAAUUUUGAUGGUGGAUCCCUCUCGCAGGAGACGCAGCGGGCGCCGAAGGGCGAAUGAUGACCUCCGGCCUCCAUGAGUUGCCGACCUGCGGUUGACGGGCGUAAGGGGCGUUCGUCAGCCGAUACAUAACCAGGUCAGGAGGUAGCGCGCCGUGUUCCGGGUGCGCUUCUGAGACGGAGCUGGUAGCAG